Molecule: messenger RNA, 4720 nt
Organism: Leguminivora glycinivorella
Lineage: Eukaryota; Metazoa; Arthropoda; Insecta; Lepidoptera; Tortricidae
Gene: mys
Product: integrin beta-PS
Exons: 17
Coding region: 484-2997 (837 amino acids)
Biological process (GO): integrin-mediated signaling pathway; cell-matrix adhesion; cell migration
Cellular component (GO): integrin complex; cell surface; focal adhesion
Molecular function (GO): integrin binding
Source: RefSeq, a predicted model, not a curated record
UUAAGACAAAAAACUAGCGGCCGCUACGUCUACUCUUCAAACCUCCCUCAGUUAAAUGAACUCUAGCGAGAGAUUAAACAUUGAUAACUUAUCGUUGCAUUAGUUUUAAGCGCGCCAAAAAUAGUCUGUGUCUCAUAUUGAAGUAGUCCAUCUCAAUACUUGCCGAAACUUCGGAAUAUUGACUGAAAACUGUUCAUAAAAGCUAUAUUGUGAUGUGUUGUGUUCUUGCCAGUAUUAAAUAGUCUUGAUAUAUAUUUUUUACGAGAUAUUUGAGAAAUGCUGUGAUAAGAAACAUUGCGAAAAUAGUGGGUUCGUUAGUAUGAAAGUAAUUGUGUUGUGUAGUGUUAUACUGUAACGUCUUAUGUAAAUGCCCCAGCUGUGAACGGAAGUGGGUCGGGUGUACCUGUAUGCAUGUGUAAAGCCAUAUAUUGGAUUUUAAAUGUUCUUGUUUUGAUUUCGAUCUGAACACAACCAAACCGCACAAUGCACACACAACGAACGACGUUACGGCUAUGCCUAUGGGCUUGCCUGGUCGCGAUAUGCUGGGCGGACCAGCCCGCCCCGUUGGCCGCGCUUGCUCAGAACCCUUGCUCCAGCAAGACUACCUGCAGCGACUGCAUACGAGCGGCCAGCUGUGCCUGGUGCUUCGCUCCCGGGUUCAACGGUCCUAGGUGCUUCAACCCUGCCUUGGAAGGAGGCACUGCGGGCUGUAAUGAAGCAUAUAUCUUCAACCCCGACAACGAGCUCUCAAUAGAUCAAACUUACAAUAAAGAACUUAGUAGAACGCGCUCCCGCUCGGGUUCAAGUUCGGGCUCCUACGGCGAGUCCGGUUCGUACGGAGCCGCCGGUAGCGCCGGCGGCGCCAUGUCCACGGCGGGCUCUGGCGAGAACCUCGUGCAGAUCAAACCGCAGAGGGUCAACCUGCAAUUACGACAGAAUCAAAUGCAGAAGUUAUCCUUCGCUUACUCCCGUGCCCAAGACUACCCACUGGACCUGUACUACCUUAUGGACCUCAGUCGUUCCAUGAAGAACGACCAGGAAAAGCUAGCUGCCCUCGGCAAUUUGCUCUCCGCGACCAUGAAAAAUAUCACAUCCAACUUCAGAAUCGGCUUCGGCUCGUUUGUGGACAAAGUUGUCAUGCCUUAUGUUUCUACUGUUGAGAAAAAUUUGAGAGCGCCUUGCGAAGGCUGUGCGGCACCUUAUGGCUUUAAGAAUCAAAUGUCACUUAGCACUGAUACCGCUUAUUUUGAUCAAGCUGUAUCGAAAGCCGACGUGUCCGGUAACCUGGACGCGCCAGAAGGCGGGUUCGACGCCAUCAUGCAAGCCAUGGUGUGCAAGGAGCAGAUCGGCUGGCGCCAGAAGGCCAACAGGCUGCUAGUCUUUUCCACUGACGCCGGGUUCCACUACGCUGGAGACGGCAAGCUUGGCGGCAUUGUUCAACCCAACGACGGCGAAUGCCACAUGGAAAACAACCUGUACACCUACUCUACUGUACAAGACUACCCCAGUAUAUCACAGAUCAACCAAAAGGCAAAGGACCACUCGAUCAACGUGAUAUUCGCGGUGACGUCGGAGCAGAUCGGCGUGUACGAGGAGCUCAGCAAGCACAUCCAGGGCUCCAGCAGCGGCGUGCUCACCGAGAACUCUGACAACGUCGUCGACCUGGUGCGCGAGCAGUACAACAAAAUCACUUCGGCGGUCGAAAUUACGGACACAUCGAGUGACGCCAUCCAAAUCACGUAUUACUCAUCCUGCCUUGACAAAACCAACGUAAUUCAGACGAAUAAGUGUGACGGAUUAAGGGUGGGCGACGUGGUGGAGUUCACGGCUGAAAUCACUCUGAAGGAGUGUCCGAAAGACCCGAGCAAGUGGAAGCAGACAUUCGUCAUCUACCCCGGAGUCAUCUCUGAGGGUCUCACCGUGGAGCUGGAAAUGCAAUGCGACUGCCCGUGCGAACAUCGCGGACAUCAUGCGUACGACGACAGCCUGGACGUGUGCAGCGGCAACGGCAUCUCGGCGUGCGGCGUGUGCCUGUGCCAGCCCGGGCGCUUCGGCAAGAACUGCGAGUGCUCGGCGCAGGGCGGCGGCUCCGCCGACCAGGACCGCGGCUGCCGGCCCAGCAACGCCAGCUCCGGCGCCGUCUGCUCCGGCCGCGGCAACUGCAUCUGUGGCGUCUGCGAGUGCAACAAGAUGUCCGACCCUACCGAGGUGAUAACCGGUUCGUUCUGCGAGUGCGAGAACUUCUCAUGCGACCGCAACAAGGGGCUGCUGUGCUCGGGGCCGGAGCACGGCGACUGCGUGUGCGGCAAGUGCCAGUGCAAGCCCGGCUACACCGGCGCCGCCUGCGACUGCCUGCUCGACACCGCGCCUUGCAUCCCGCCAGGUGGCGGUGAUAUCUGCAGCGGCAACGGGCAGUGUGUGUGCGGCCAGUGCGUGUGCAAUGUGAACAGCGCGCAGCACUACUCCGGCAAAUACUGCGAUAAAUGCCCGACGUGUACCGGCCGCUGCGAGCAGUUCAAGGAGUGCGUGUUGUGCAAGGUGCACAACCGGGGCGCGGAGUGGAACGACCAGCACGUUUGCUACGAGUCCUGCAAGGACGCCGACGGCAUCAACCCCAAAGUCGAAAAGGGAAAACUGGAAGCGAACGAGUCCAGGAAUGAGCAUUUGUGCAGCUUCCAAGACGAAGAAGACGACUGCCUGUACGUGUUCGUGUACUCGUACGACGAGAACCAGGUCCUGUACAUCAGGGCCCAGGAGGAACGCGAGUGUCCCAAGAAGGUAUUCAUCCUGGGCAUCGUGCUGGGCGUGAUCGCGGCCAUCGUGCUGGUGGGGCUGGCGCUGCUGAUGCUGUGGAAGAUGGUCACCACCAUCCACGACCGCCGCGAGUUCGCGCGCUUCGAGAAGGAGCGGAUGAUGGCCAAGUGGGACACGGGAGAAAACCCCAUCUACAAGCAGGCGACAUCGACCUUCAAGAACCCGACGUACGCCGGCAAAUAAGGAUCUGUCAAAGCGUAAUAAGUGUAGCAAAAGUUUAAAUACUGUCACGAAAGUAGUCGUCUCAAAGUUGCGCCCAGAGUAGCGCACAAACGUAAAAUGACACCGAUAACUGACGGCCUAGUGCAGACAUUUCAAAUGAAAUUUUAAUCAUUUGACUUUUCUAGCAAACAUUUUUCAGUGAUCGCGGUAGGCCCUCUUCUCAUCCUUGAAUCUUAUUACAACCUCAUAUGGUCUUCUGGUGGUCACUUCAGCAUGUCUUCGUUUGUACUGGUCAGUAGUCAGUAUUUACUAUUGUAGAAUCUUUUAUAAAUUGAAAUUAUGUAGUCAGUAGACUGUUGAAAACUUAGUAUGAUGCCUUAAAUUGUGCCUUUGUCGGUAAUUUAUAAAAAAAUACAAUUAACGUGACUACUUUCGAAUUACAAUUGCCGUAAAGUGCUAAUUAUUUCGUAAAAUCUCAAAUAGAUCAUUAAAUAUAAUAAGUAAUAAUUUUAUACAUUGUGAAUCUUGUACAUUUUUUUAUUGCAAUAAUAUGAAUUUUCAAAGAGAAUAGUAAUCUAUUUCUCUACAUUUUUGUAGUACGCUUUUGUACUUAUUGUGCGAGUGUUUGUGUAUUGUACUUACGUAUAGUGUGAUAAAUAGGGGAAACGAAUCGAGUGCCUGGCCGAGUCUUUUAACUAUUCGAAAUUAUAGAGAAAAUAUAGCAAUAUUUCGAUUAAUGCGAAACUCGUAUGCGAAGCUACUUGUAAUUUUGUCUGUGCCUUUGAUAUUAAUUGGUUAAUUACCACAACUCUAAAAUUAAGUUUUUGAUUUAUCAAAUUCUUGAUAAAAUAAAUUUUAACGGAGUCAGACCAAGGUUACCCAUCAUCGAUUUUGAAAACAAAGACUUUGCUAGUAUUAUUUAAAUGUCUUAUUUCAUAUAAUUUUGAAUAACACUUUGUCUGACUUUAUAAUAACUAUAAUAAUAGUCCGGUGUAAGUUAACGUGUUGCAGAGUUAAUGAUGACAAGGUGAUGUUUUGUGUGUAACGUUUUGUGUCACGAAUAACUUCCAUGAAAUCUGUGCAUAUUCAAGAUAUGUUCACUGCCAAGAUAAUGUCAUCAUGUGCCUUUUAACGUGAGAAGUAACAAAUUGUGCCAUUACUAAUGCUAAACAUAGAAUAUUAACAGUUUUAUACACGGGGGUAAAUAUAAUGACGACACUGAAUCAAUACAAUUGCAGAGGAUGUGAGCUUUUCUUGUUAGAAGCAACACGUUUUCGAUACAAUCUGAAAUUCGGCACUAAAAUAUCCGAGGGCCGGUCUGUUGUGUAUUUUCUUUUAAUUUUAAUAAAUUUUGACCGAAGUAGCUGACAUCUAAUUCAUUGCCAAAGAUGUGAUUAUUAUUUAGCUUACAUUAUUUGCAAUUGUAAUAAAAAUGUGUUUGUUUACUUCUUUGAAUGAAACAGUACAGAAUAUAUAUUAUUUAUUGAAAUUAAUUAUAGUUGUAAGUGUAAUUACAUUUUAUUUUUGAAAUUAAGUUAUAAUAAGUUGUAUUGAUCGUGCCUUUAUAUUUUUUUUAUUAUGCAUUUAGAACACAGUCAUAGUUCUAUUGACCGGCAGUUAAAAGUUAAAACCAAUUAAUUCAUAAAAUAAGUAACAAGUAACCUCGAUCUGUUUAGAGGGAGCAGUAUGUAUAAAUAAAAUUUUGUCUAUAUUAAACUAUAGCUAAUAAAUAUUAACGCUAAUA